CCCCGCUUUCCACUCCCCGCUGCGCAGCCAGGAAGUUCCUUCUCUUCUCCGCCCCGCCGGCCGCGGGCGAGCGGGACGUCAUCGCUGCCAGCGUGGAAACGGCGGCGGAGCUCGGGAGGCGGAAGUAGUGCCCGGGAUCGCCGGGCCUCCAUCGGGCUCCACCGGCCGCCUUAGCCAUGGACGCGCCCCUGGAGAAGAUAGCAGACCCUACACUAGCUGAAAUGGGAAAAAACUUGAAGGAGGCCAUGAAGAUGCUAGAGGACAGUCAGAGAAGAACAGAGGAGGAAAAUGGAAAGAAGCUCCUAUCAGGGGAUAUUCCAGGGCCACUGCAAGGCAGUGGACAGGACAUGGUGAGCAUCCUCCAGUUAGUUCAGAAUCUGAUGCACGGAGAUGAAGAUGAGGAGCCCCAGAGUACCCGAAUCCAGAAUAUUGGAGAACAAGGUCAUAUAGCUUUGUUGGGGCACAGUCUGGGAGCUUACAUUUCAACUCUGGACAAAGAGAAGCUGAGAAAACUUACAACUAGGAUACUUUCAGACACUACCUUAUGGCUAUGCAGAAUUUUCAGGUAUGAAAAUGGCUGUGCUUAUUUCCACGAAGAAGAAAGAGAAGGACUUGCAAAGAUCUGUAGGCUUGCCAUUCAUUCCCGUUAUGAAGAUUUUGUGGUGGAUGGGUUCAAUGUGUUAUAUAACAAGACGCCUGUUAUAUAUCUAAGUGCUGCUGCUAGGCCUGGCCUGGGCCAGUACCUCUGUAAUCAGCUUGGCUUGCCCUUCCCCUGCUUGUGUCGUGUACCCUGUAACACUAUGUUUGGAUCCCAGCAUCAGAUGGACGUUGCCUUCCUGGAGAAACUGAUUAAAGAUGACAUAGAACGAGGAAAACUGCCCCUGUUGCUUGUUGCAAAUGCUGGAACUGCAGCAGUAGGGCACACAGAUAAGAUUGGGCGUUUGAAAGAGCUCUGUGAGCAGUACGGCAUAUGGCUCCACGUGAAAGGUGUGAAUCUGGCAACAUUGGCUCUAGGUUAUGUCUCCUCAUCAGUGCUGGCUGCAACCAAAUGUGACAGCAUGACGUUGACUCCAGGCCCAUGGCUGGGUUUGCCAGCAGUUCCUGCUGUGACUCUUUAUAAGCAUGACGAUCCUGCCUUGACUUUAGUUGCCGGUCUUACAUCAAAUAAGCCAGCAGACAAGCUCCGUGCUCUGCCACUGUGGUUGUCUUUACAAUACUUGGGACUUGAUGGGAUUGUGGAGAGGAUUAAGCAUGCCUGUCAGCUGAGUCAGCGAUUGCAAGAAAGUUUGAAGAAAGUGAACCACGUCAAAAUCUUGGUGGAGGAUGAGCUCAGUUCGCCAGUGGUGGUGUUCAGAUUUUUCCAGGAGUUACCAGGCUCAGCCCCUGGCACCCACCAUUCUACUCUCUGUCUCUCUGAAUUAGACAGCUUUACUUCAUAUCCAGGACUUAAUGCCAUCCCAGCGCCCAACAUGGCCCCGUCAGCAGUCAGCCAGGAGAGGCACUCCUGCGACUCACUGAACCGCUGGCUGGGAGAACAGCUGAAGCAGCUGGUGCCCGCGAGUGGCCUCACGGUCAUGGAUCUGGAGGUGGAGGGCACGUGCGUGCGGUUCAGCCCCCUGACUACCGCGGCAGUUUUAGGAACUCGGGGAGAGGAUGUGGAUCAGCUCGUAGCCUGCAUCCAGAGCCAGCUGCCAGUCCUGACCUGUACACUGCAGCUGCGAGAGGAGUUCAAGCAGGAGGUGAUGGGAACAGCAGGUCUCUUAUACGUUGAUGACCCAAACUGGCCUGGAAUAGGGGUUGUCAGGUAUGAACACGCUAAUGAUGAUAAGAGCAGUUUGAAAUCGGAUCCAGAAGGGGAAAAAAUCCAUGCUGGACUCCUGAAAAAGUUAAAUGAACUGGAAUCUGACCUUACAUUUAAAAUGGGCCCUGAGUAUAAAAGCAUGAAGAGCUGUAUUUACAUUGGCAUGGCAAGUGACGACAUAGAUGUUUCUGAACUAGUGGAGACCAUUGCAGUCACAGCCCGAGAAAUCGAGGAAAACUCCAGGCUUCUGGAAAACAUGACAGAAGUGGUUCGGAAAGGAAUUCAGGAAGCUCAGGUUCAACUGCAGAAGGCAAAUGAGGAGCGACUUCUGGAAGAGGGGGUGUUACGGCAAAUCCCCGUGGUAGGAUCCGUGCUGAAUUGGUUUUCUCCAGUACAGGCUUCACAAAAGGGAAGAACUUUUAACCUAACGGCAGGCUCCCUGGAGUCCACGGAACACACAUACGUGUACAAAGUACAAGGCUCGGGAGUAACACCGCCUCAGACCCCCUCAGGCGCUCGCACUAAACAGAGACUUCCAGGCCAGAAGCCUUUUAAAAGGUCCCUAAGAGGUUCAGAUGCUGUGAGCGAGACCAGCUCAGUCAGUCACAUCGAGGACUUAGAGAAGAUCGAGCACCUGUCGGGUGGGCAAGAUGCCUUGGAAGCUAACAGCCCUGAGCGGCACCCAGGGGUGCCCACCCCUCCAGAAGCCGAGCAGACGGGGGCCCUCCAGGACAGGGCCCAGCGUCUGGAAGAUGACUGCCCACAGGUAGAGGAGCCAGAGAGCUUAAGAUAAAAUUCAGUGUUUGCUUGGAGACUGUACUGAAUAUUGUUUCAGGGAAGAUGAAGUUAUUCUGAAAAUGUGAACUGUGCCACAUGCUAGUAUGAGAGAAAUUACUGUUAUUUGUGCUUAACUGGGAUUUUUGCACAAAAAUGUGCCUGAAAGCCAGGCUUCUGGGAGGGCAAUUGACUUGUGUAAUUUUGUGGGUAUGUAUUGAUAGAACAACCAACAACUACUGUUUCUGUCUACCCAACUGUAGUAAUACCUUUUUCCCCCCAGUUACCAUAAACACUUUUUAUUCACAGAGAAAACUUAGAAUUUCAAGUGCCUGCCACUUGAAACACUUGCUCUCAUCUUUCUAAACACACGUGUGAGAAGUUACUAGGUUGCACAUAAUAACCCUUCGGUAAGACAGCUUUCUUUAGAACUCUCUGGGUUCUCUGUUGUCCUGCUGCAGAGGAGACAGACAGCAUUCUUUGCCAUCUGUUUUGCUUGGUGUUUAGUUUGAUCAGGUUGCAGUAUACAACUGGAUUGCGUUUGGCUUGAAGGAGAGUGGGUUUCAAUGGGAUUGUAAAUAAGAGUGUCAGAAGCCCUCUCCUGCCACCCCCGAUUGCUGCUUCCCCGGAGACGUCAGGAAGGACCGUGUCCGCUCAAGCUGUGGCAGGGUCGUCAAGCAAGUUAGACUGGACAGUGCUUCUGUCUGACUUAGCUCUGCCACAAAUCCAUUUCUCCCUUUAUAUACUAUUUGUAAACAAAUUAAAGGACUCAUCUAUUAAGGGUAACUGUAAAGACUCUUCUUGACCAUAUUAUAUAUAUAUAUAUAUAUAUGUGUAUAUUUUUAAAUACUGAUAAAGCUUUUAAAUUGGCACACAAGUACAGACUACUUAUUUCUAUGUUUAAUAUCUGAAAACUCAAUAGAUGCUACUCUUAAAAGCCUCGUAUUAAUAUGCUGUAUAGCACCUCGUUACGUUGAAAUUCUAAAUUAAGUACACCUUUGACCCAUUCUCAUGGGAGCUUCUGUAGCUUCUGUUCCACUAGCAGCUCACCCUUUUGGGCCCAACUCAAACAAGAACCAGAAAUGUAAUCUUUCUCAGGCUGAUCACGCCAGACUACUGCUGAAAUAAUUGGAAGUAACCCUUGAUUACUGCCUGUUUCUACUUCUCCAAAAGUACUGCAUCACUUCGUUUAUCAUAGGUAAGGGCCCCUGUGCCUUUUAGUCCAGUGAAGUCAAGCUACGGGAGACCUUAAGAUGGUAGGGAUUCACGUUGGGUUUGUGGACUGUAGGUACUGAAAGCCUUAGUUAUACCACAUUAAGCCUGUAAUUACACUCUGAUCUGAUGUGAUUUCUGACAUUUGGCACUUGUCAAAAUGCAAUUUUCCUUUUUUUUUUUUUGGUGCAAAUGAUUAAAGUCUUCCCUGUUUAUUUGGUGCAAUGAAGUAUAGCAGAUAAAAUGGGGGAAGGGGAAAUUAUCACCUUUAACAAGAUUAAUUUUUAAAUGUUUUUAUAUAUAUUUGAAAUUGUUAAAUUGGUUUUGCUGAAACAGAAUUUCACCCUUGAGAUACUAUUUGAAUGUUGGUUUCAAUAAAGGUUCUUGAAAUUGUUA
Messenger RNA from Globicephala melas (long-finned pilot whale), 4183 nucleotides. It is a transcript of the gene PDXDC1, whose product is annotated as pyridoxal dependent decarboxylase domain containing 1. Gene Ontology annotation, molecular function: pyridoxal phosphate binding; carbon-carbon lyase activity. Gene Ontology annotation, cellular component: intracellular membrane-bounded organelle. The record is from RefSeq and is a predicted model, not a curated record. NCBI's taxonomy places the organism in Eukaryota, Metazoa, Chordata, Mammalia, Artiodactyla, Delphinidae. Gene Ontology annotation, biological process: carboxylic acid metabolic process.